Biomphalaria glabrata is the source of this 6642-nucleotide messenger RNA. RefSeq lists its product as uncharacterized. The transcript has 6 exons. NCBI's taxonomy places the organism in Eukaryota, Metazoa, Mollusca, Gastropoda, Planorbidae. The record is from RefSeq and is a predicted model, not a curated record. Gene Ontology annotation, molecular function: catalytic activity. The coding region runs from base 64 to 1284 and encodes 406 amino acids.
AAUGCGGGGACUAUAUAUUUAUAUAUUUUAAAAAAGCCUGAGGAAACACCCAGCCUACACUAAAUGCCAAGGAAUUUAACGAAAAAUCCAUACGAGCUCAGACGUCGCCUCGUAAAAGGUCUGCGCAUGGCAGUUUCUUCCAGGACUGCCUGUGAUAAGUCAGCUACUGGAAAUAAAAAACAGACUAGCAGCAAACACCUAAACCUUUUGCAACUUAACAUCUUAGGCCUACAAAACAAGACAACAGAACUCCAACACAUACUCAAGAAGCAUGAUAUACACAUAGCGCUAUUACAAGAAACACUACUGCCCAAGAAAAAAAUAAACAUCACAGGCUACACACAGUACAGAUGCCUUUGCACCAAAUGCCAGGGAAUUAUGACCCUCAUAAGAAACGACACACAAGCCACAGUAAAACAAAUACAGAACAAUACAGACAUCGACACGCAGGAAAUACUUCUUUGGAGAGAAGGAACAAAGUACACCAUCAAAAACUACUAUUGCCCACCAUCAUCAACAGCAGAAAUAAACAUACAACUACCACACUACACAAGGACAAUAAUAGCUGGCGACUUCAAUGCACACACACCUUCCCUAGGCUACCCACACUACAACAAAGAAAUAGAGGAUGUAACAAAUGCCUCUAACCUACACCUUCUGCAAAACAAAACUACACCUCCAACUUUCCUCCACAGAGCACACAACACAACUAGCAGACCUGACCUAACUUUUAUCUCUACAGACAUUACCGACUCUUCUAAAAUAACAGUACUUGAAGACAUAGGUAGUGACCACAGGCCUAUACUCCUCAAUAUUGGAACGCCAGGUAGAUACCAAUCCAACAAAACAACAAGAUGGAACUAUAAAAAAGCUAACUGGGCAGCUUUUUCACAAGAAACAGACACAAGACUAUCAAGCAUAAUUGAGACAGACAUCAAUUCAACCUACACAACUAUAGUCUCCAACAUCUUACAAGCAGCAAAAAAAUACAUCCCUCGAGGCCAAGUUAAGAAAUACAAACCUUUUUGGACACCUGAAUUAGAUAAAUUAGUAAAAGAAAGAAACAUGGCCAGGAAGACUAUAAAAAAAAAAACUACUAGAGAGAACAAGACAACGUACAACAAAUUGACAGGGCUUAUAAGAUACAAAAUUAAAACAGAAAAAAAGAAAAAGUGGACCACAACAUGCGAACAACUAGAUGGAUGGUCGAAAGGCCUGGACCCUUCUGCACCGACUAGCAGGAAAGCAACAAAUAACAAACCCCCAACCUAUAAAAGGCACUGACGACAUAAUAACAGAAAACCUUAAAAAGGCUGAAACCUUCAAUAAAUAUUUUGCCAACAUUAACAAGUCAAAGCCAAGAAAACAACUGGACCAGGCCUUCAGUAAUAUCUUAAAGAAAGAAGAAAAAGCUCCAACAGUCAACUGUCAGAUCUUUGACACUCCCUUCACUCUACAUGAGCUCAAUACUGCCCUAAAAAGCCUCAAGUCAAGAAAAUCCCCUGGACCCGAUAAAAUAACAAAUGAAAUGAUUCGGGGACUAGGACCACAGGCCCAAAACUGUAUACUUAACUUCAUCAACCAUACAUGGAAAACUGGAGACAUACCACAGGAAUGGAGAACCGCAAACAUAAUACCCAUUUUAAAGAAAAAUAAACCACCUGGAGACCCAAAAAGUUAUAGACCAAUAUCUCUAACAUCCAACAUUGGCAAAAUGGCAGAAAAAAUGAUCAAUAACCGACUUUAUUGGUGGCUAGAAAGUACUUGCUCACUCCACAAUGCACAAGCUGGCUUCAGGAAAGCAAGUAGAACAGAAGACCACCUCUUUCAUUUUAUCCAGGACACAGUAGAAGGGUUUCAUGAAAACAAGCACACUACAGCAGUAUUUAUAGAUUUGCAGCAAGCCUAAGAUAGAGUGUGGAGAAAAGGUCUAUUUUUGAAGAUGAAAAAAAUGGGCAUCCAUGGAAAAAUGUACUGCUGGAUCAGGGCAUUCUUAAACAACAGAACCAUCCAAACCCGAUUUGAAGGUGCCAUCUCUAGUAAAAAAAGUUUGGAAGAAGGACUACCACAAGGUUCAGCCCUUAGCUGCACUCUCUUUCUAAUCUUCAUGAAUGACCUCCCGGACCUCAUUUCGUUCAAUAAGGCACUUUAUGCAGACGACCUUUUAAUUUGGACUACAGAGAAAUAUCCAGUGCUGACUAAAUCCAAACUAAAUAGAGCCCUCACAACUAUCUCCACAUAUUCAAAAUUAUGGAAAAUGGAAAUAAACAAAGAAAAGUCAGUUUAUUCAAUCUUUAGCCACAGCAACAAAACAGCAAAAAGAAACUACAUCCUAAAAAUAGACUCUCAGCCAAUAAAUAAAGAAGAAAAUCCAACAUAUCUUGGUGUAAAACUAGACCAAAGACUGUCUCUAAAACACUUUAUGGCAGAUUUAAAAGAAAAGGCAUCACAAAGAUUAAACAUAAUAAAACACCUAGCAGGAACAUCCUGGGGAGCUGAAAAGAAAACCGUAAGACAUUUUGUCAAUUCAGUUUUAGAACCUCUGUGACAUGAAGUGACACUCAGUCACCUAUUGUAAUAUUACGUGCUGGUAAGCACGAGAAUAAGUUUAGCGACUCAAAAAUAAGGGUCAAUGUUAGUCAGUUAGUGAAGAACUCCAGCAGAGAGUGGCCGUAAUAUAAUUUUCUCUGUCUGUAAUAUGUACGGUGACAAAUUUGAGCAUGUGUUAACUUAGAAGAUUUCUUCGGACUUACAUUGUGAAUAUUUUAUUAAUGUGAUUGCUUUGUCUACAUGGCAUGAGCAGCCAGUACUUAUUGGUUUAUAUCUUGUGAAGGCUGAAGUCGCCAAUAUCUUUUGUGAUCUAUAUUUUAUAUGUAAUAAAAUUCUUGUCUGCUACAAGAGCGUUUAUUAAUACUUCAGAACGUUUGUGUUUGGAGAGUUCAGUACGUUAGUGUUCUCACGCACCUGCAAAUCUAGUGCGUAUGAGAAAGCAUUUAAUUAAAGAACAUUACAGCAAUACCAAAAGAAGCAUUCGCGUCAUCACGUCUACAACCAGAACCAGGCAGUGACAUUUGGUGGCCAGUAUGUCUUAAAUGACAGAACGAACCUACACUCUUUAACAAGUAAAUCGUCGAUUGUCUACAUUCCAUCUGGCGUAGAAGUACAAGGACUAUUUUCUUCCAUCAUGGCGGCGAAAACAAUUGAACAAACUUAGAGGGCUAAUAAACUUUUCUUCAACAAGAAAUCAACUCAGGUGGCCUUGCUACAACAUGAUCUCAAAACGAUUCCUAGAUCUUAGUGUGCUAUCUUAGAUCUGGAAUGUAGCCAACUAGACUUAAAAUAUAAUACCAAGUUGAAGGUAAAUAAAUAGCUACAAUUUGGACAGUCUACUAAUCACAUGACCUUAUCAAUCUUAUGACGUCAUCGCUUCAUUUGCAAGACCUUAAUCGCCUAAGGCUAAGGAACUAAAAGCAUGCCACUGAAGGCGCGUUUUUUUUUUUACCAACCAGAAACUUAAAUAACUCUGUUGUAAACUUAUAAGGACUUAUGAACUCUAAUCUAAUACUUCGACAAGAUUAAACUUCAAUUUGAUUACUUUAACAAGAAACUUCACCUUACAAAGAGCCACUUUGAACCAAGAUCUGAUGCAGAUUGAUGAUAAACAACAGGUCAAGGCCCAUUCAUCUUAACUUUUAGAGAUCUACUACCUUAACAUCCUCAUACACAUAAGAGUCGAUUUAAUUAGUGUGUAUGAAACUGAAUACAGUCAUGCCUGAUGAGCCGCAAUAUGGGUGAAAACAAUUACUGAAGAAAAGCCGAAGCCGGAGUACAGCAACCUGUCUGUACUAAUCAAUUCAGACGUCAUUCAAGUCCACUAUUCAUCGUGGUGUACGUCGUUUGAGACUCACCUAAUUAUUUGUUCACUGUUCCAGUAACAAAUUGGGGUACACUGGGGCACGUCAUACCACCAUAUCGUCCUAACUGAAGAGAAUCUUCUCCAUAACAUCUUCUGUGAAGAACUUUUCCUGUCGUAUAUUGCUAAUUAAGUCAAUCAUAGACUAUUGGAUUAUCUUCUAAAAGAUCAAGUACUUUGGAUUAUAUAUACAUAUACUAUUUGUCAUCUUAGUCAUCGUUGCCCACACUAUUUGUAUUAAGCCCUUAUUGGAUCACUAGCUACCAGUUUAAUUAAUUCUGUUUGGAUUAUUGAGCUCAUUAUUGGAUAUAUUACCUCAUUUCAUUGGUUUAUUUUGUGACUGGACUAUUGGAUAUAUUACCUUAUUUCACGGAUUUAUUCUAUGAUUGGAUUAUCACUGGACUAUGGAUCUACACUAAGAGUAUUGAGCUUAUCUACAUCAGACUACACUAGAAAGCCCCUCACAUACAACUCAAUUUACUUCUAUUGGCUGGAAAUAUUUAAAGCAUGACAGUGGCGUAGGUAAAUUACCAAAUAGUGGAUCUUAUGUUGGAUUGAUCAGCCCUGAUGAACUGACCUGACCAUUGUAAUUGAAACCAUAACUCACUCUAUCUGUAUAGGUCCUGGUAUACCCUGGGAUAAUGUUCACCCACAACUUUUAACUUGAAAUCUUAAAGGAAGUUUUGCUAAACUAACAAGCAUGAAUGUCUGGUACAGUAAGAUAGGGUUAAUGGUCAACCUGACAUCAUGGUUCAUUCAUUGGGACAGCUAAUGUUUGUGUCUGGCUUGAUGAAGUCUACAAACUGACCACUAUAUCUACUGGACAAAAAGGAUCAUAUUCUGACCCCGUCCCUCCCAACCAUUUCCUCUGCCUCAUCUUGAUGACUUUGAAGGGUACAAAUGCACUUGGAGCUUUUGAUGGUGUUCUGUUCAAUGCAACAAUUCCCACAUCUCCAGCAGCUGGCUUUGCAGCUAUUGGCGCAGACAGCUAUGGCUUGGAUGAUUUUGAUAAUUAUCUGCUUCCGCUCUUCAAAACUCAAACGCACGUCUGCCAUGUUGCAGUUAAUUCCUUGCCACUCCGGUACUGUGUGUGGUACAGAACCACCUUCACAUUUAUUUUUCUAAUUAGACAUUAAGCUUUCCAUGUGCUGAAAUUUAGCAUUGUAGAACGGGAAAUAAAUUGUCUAUGACAGUUCAAAGUGUGUAUACAUUUUUUUUACGCACCCUGUAUAUAUAUUGUAUUCAGUGAUUUUUUUAUUUUACCAUUUUCUAAUAUUAGUUUGUUAGCUCAAUAACUAUUAACCUUUUAGAUUGUUAUCUUUCAUAAUGUUAAGACUAGAAAACAAGAUCUCAAAAUUAUAUUUAGGACGAUGAUUACAAUUACUAAGUCAAUUACUUAGAUAAAAUAAUUAUAAAACAAAAGUUAUAUAAAGACAUAAUUAUACAAUGUUUUUGUUUUGUAUGUUCAUAAAAAUGUGUAUAGCAGUGUUAUGGAGUGUGUGUGUGGGUGUUUCCAAGGUAACGUUGAGAAAUUAGCGAUUGGUUGGUGGAUAUGCAGUGAGGAUGGUGAAAUUACAAAAAUGGUCUAGUGCAAAUUACCCAGGGAUCUGAAACUGUACAGAAAGGUUUUUUGUAGUGAGUUAGAUUUUGUUUAAAAUACCAUUUUAUAUUAUUGCUACUAGACUUAUUUCAUUUCAUCUAGGUUAGUAUUAGGGUUAGUGUUAUGUUGUAAUAAAAGUUAUAUUUAGUUUUGUUUAAAAAAAGACGUUUUUUCAAGUUUCACAAUUAAAUAUAUAUAUAUAUCCAAGCAGUAGUUCUCACCAAACUUUCAUACACUGGCAGAACUACCUUUAAAAAAUGUUCUGCUGGAGGCUGGUGUGGGUAGUAUAGAAGAAAUACUUAUCAUUCAACAGCUGUGAUGGGUUGGAAAAUUAUCCCACAUGGGGGGCGACUGCAUGCCAAAUGGUAUCUUCAAGGAUGGCGUAAGGGGGUGCUCCUGUAAGCACUAUAAAGAUUAACUCAGGCACCUUUUUGCCAUAGAGGAAAGUAGGUUGUAAUAGGGUUUAUGAAAACACUGCACUCAUGGUAAUGAAUGGUAAUGUCUUAGUGUUAAUGAUUAGAUUGAGAAUGGUAAUGUCGUAGUGCCAAUGAUAACAGUGAGAAUGGUAAUGUAUUAGUGUCAUUGAUUAGAUUGAGAAUGGUAAUGUCUAGUGUCACUGAUUAGAUUGAGAAUGGUAAUGUCUUAGUGUCAAUGAUAACAGUGAGAAUGGUAAUGUCUUAGUGUCAAUGAUUAGAUUGAUAAUGGUAAUGUCUUAGUGUCAAUGAUUACAUUGAGAAUAGUAAUGUCUUAGUGCCAAUGAUAACAGUGAGAUAAUCAUUAGAUUGAGGAUGGUAAUGUCUUAGUGUCAAUGGUGUAACACUAUGAUUAGAGUGAGAUGCACGAGAUGAUUUCAAUUCACGUGAAAAUGGGUCUUACACAUUGUCAAGCAAAGAGGUACCAUUUUUGAUCACAUGACCACAUUUUUUUUUGGUAAGUUAGCGCUAUGAUGUAUCAAGAGACGGAGGUGUCUCUGUUUUAUGAAAUUGGAUUAAAUAAUAUGAGUACCUAAUUGGAGCUUUUUCUAUGGAUGUAGUUUGUAUUUGAUGUGAAAUAAUUUGUGAUGAUAUUGUAUGGCUGAGAUUGCCUACUUUCUGAACUAUUAUUUGAUGUAAUAAAUAUUCGUCUGCCA